GUUGAGGGUGCGGGUUGGGGGGAUGAGGUCGAGUGUGAAGGGGAGAGGUCUUGAAAGCGCGUUGUACUGCGUCGUUUCGAAUACGGGAACGGAGCGCUCAUUGAAGCUGUGAACGAUUUUUCCCCUAAAUUUGCCAUCGGCGAAGCUUGUGCCACAGCUUGGCUCGGCGUCUGACGAGUUGAUGAUCGGUGCAAGACAGUGGAAGCAUGUUUGAAAGUGCUCCAUGUGUUACUGCAACAACAACCAAAGUGGUUGCGGGGUUGAGGCUUCACAAAGAAUAUAUGUUCACUGUUGGAGGCAUUCUGAAGAUGAUGCAGAUGGUUCUUGGUCUCUGUGGCUUUCUCUGCAUCACCAUCUCAGACCUGAGCUAUCAUCCAGUGGCAACAUGGUACUACUUUGUCUGCCUCAUCAGCUUCUGGAGCUCACUCAUCAUGCUGGUCUGCUACUCCUUCCACAUGGUGGAAAAGCUGCACUUCCUACCAUGCUUGCAGAUUGAGCUGGCCUUCAGCUGCUGCUGGGCUGCACUGUACCUGCUGGCCGCUGCCCUCUCAGCCUCGUUCAGUGGAACGCCGUCGUGGGCCGCUGCCACGGUGUUUGCCUUUCUCGGCAUGUCCUCUCAUGCCUGGGAAGCAGCUUUGAAGCUGCGGGACGUCCGAGCCGGGGACAUGGCGCAAGGCCAGCGGACGGUGGCGACAUCCGGCGGCACGCUGCCGAAGUUCUAGUGCCGUGUCGUCCGCAACGGCAACGUCUCGUCUGCUGCCGGCGACCGACGUAGAAUCAACUUGCGGGUCAAUUUAUGGCGACGCUAUGGACGUGUUUGGGACCCCUCGUGAACCAUGAGCACUAGAUAGAUGGCCCAUCGAACAGUCGAUUACCGUGCACUUAUCGGCCCGGCCAGGUCCGAAUAGGGGCUGCUCAGUGGGUCCAGUCCAGUUCACACUCAGCAAGUCUGUGUACCCUUGAGCAUUGUGGUGUGUCAUGGCCCACAGGGAGCGAACUAUGAAAGCCCCAGUGUGGUACCCGGCCGCUAACGCCGUGCGGAUCUCGCGGGCCGGACACGACUAGUCAGUAUAUACCUCCUGUCUGUGAUACGUUACCAUAUACACGCGAUGACCGUG
Molecule: messenger RNA, 1118 nt
Organism: Pollicipes pollicipes
Lineage: Eukaryota; Metazoa; Arthropoda; Thecostraca; Pollicipedomorpha; Pollicipedidae
Product: CKLF-like MARVEL transmembrane domain-containing protein 8
Exons: 4
Coding region: 207-722 (171 amino acids)
Cellular component (GO): membrane
Source: RefSeq, a predicted model, not a curated record